AUGAGCUGGGACCUGCUGCUCUGGCUGCUGGCGCUGUGCGCGCUGCUCGCGGUGGUGGUGCAGCUGGUGCGCUUCGUGCGGGCCGACGGCGACCUGACCCUGCUGUGGGCCGAGUGGCAGGGGCGACGCCCAGAAUGGGAGCUGACCGACAUGGUGGUGUGGGUGACUGGAGCAUCCAGUGGGAUUGGCGAGGAGCUGGCUUACCAGCUGUCUAAACUAGGAGUUUCUCUGGUGCUGUCGGCCAGAAGAGUGCAUGAGCUGGAAAGGGUGAAAAGAAGAUGCCUUGAGAAUGGCAAUUUAAAAGGAAAAGAUAUACUUGUUUUGCCCCUUGACCUGACUGACAUAAGUUCACAUGAAGUGGCUACCAAAGCGGUUCUCCAGGAGUUUGGUAAAAUCGACAUUCUGGUCAACAAUGGUGGAAGAUCCCAGCGUUCUCUGUGUGUGGAAACCAGCCUGGAUGUCUUCAAGGAGCUAAUAGAGCUUAACUACUUAGGGACAGUGUCCUUGACAAAGUGUGUUCUGCCUCAUAUGAUUGAGAGGAAGCAAGGAAAGAUUUUUACUGUGAACAGUUUCAUGGGUAUCUUGUCUGCACCCCUUUCUAGUGGAUAUUGCGCAAGCAAGCAUGCUCUUCGGGGUUUUUUUAAUGGCCUCCGAUCUGAACUUGCCACAUACCCAGGUAUUGUAGUUUCUAACAUUUGCCCAGGACCUGUGCAAUCAAAUAUUGUGAAGAAUUCACUAAUGAAUGAUAUCACACAGACUGUCGAUAGUGUUCCAGACCAGUCCUACAAGAUGGCAACCAGCCGUUGUGUGCGGCUGAUGUUAAUCUGCAUGGCCAAUGACUUGAAAGAAGUUUGGAUCGCGGAUCAGCCUUAUUUGAUGCUGGUAUAUUUGGGGCAGUACAUGCCCACCUGGGCCUGGUGGCUGGCUGACAAAGUAGGGAAGAAGCGGAUUGAGAACUUCAAGAAGGGUCUGGUAAGAACAAGUUACACGUCUCUCAGUACGCAUCAGUCUUUAGGAAAGGGUGAAGUUUCCUAGCGUUUAAAAACUUGUCUUACUAACUCGCCACUAAUCUCAUGAUACCAGUACAAAAGACAUAAAAAGUAUUCUGUCACCCCAGGCAUAGCUGUUGGUCUAUUAUAAAUUACUACUGGUCUUGGAGAAAGAAGUUUGCUGCAAGGUCAAAUCAAGUCGAAGAUUGCCAUUUUUCCUUCUGCACUUGCUGUUUGACCAGAGUAUGUGCCACGUGCUCUUCCUCCUCACAGACUCCUACUCAUCCUACAAGUCUCAGCUCCGGUGUCACCUCCUUGGGUUGAUACCUGGCCUCCCAUCUCAUUUCUUCCCAGGACUGCAUGAACCUCAGCCCUGUGCUUACCUUUGUCAAAGCACUUACUGUGCUGUUAAACUGAUGCGCUCUUGCUGGGUAGUGCUGGUUCCUUUGACUUGAUCCAGAAGCACUCUGCUCAUCUGAGAUGUGCCUGUGUCCCUGUGUAAGAAAAUGUGCUGAUCACUCAUACUUUCAACACUCAUUCUUUUAGAAAAGAGGAAUAUUAUGAACAAUUUCUGAGAAAAUUGUGACCAUCAAAAGAGUUUAAUGUAUAAACCGCACAGGAAAUGUCAGGAGUUAAGCCAAAAAUUAUAGAUGUGAUUAUACAAAGAAAGGUUAUUUCUUUGGAUGGUUUUAUUGUUGAAGUAUUUCUUUCAGUGAUACUUUUAGAAAUAAGUCAGUAGGGACUGAUGUAUAAAGAAUUGUAAAAUGGGAUCAUUCCAUAUACAUCAUUAGGUAACCUACCACUAUUUAAGCGACCCAUGAAUUGUUAGCCAUUUAAUUGCUUCAACUUUUUGUAGGACAGUCAAAAUGAAUUAGUGAAAAAAGCAAAAAUGCUUAAAAUGCUUAGAGACGUAAAGGUUAUCAAACUUCCAUGCUGUACUAACCCAUCCAGAGCUUGAAAAAUCCUGAAGGGCUAUACAUUUUCUACCAACUUAUACUAUGACCAGUUUGCUUUGGGCCAAAUCAUAAGUGUUUUGGUAAUGUUGGGGCUAGGUAGUGUAGGGUGGUUAUAAAUGUAGAGCUUCAUCAAAGAUUACAUCUGAGUUUUAAAUUUGGAGUACAGCUGAUAUAGUGGUAUUGUGCCCACUGAUGGAUAAGAGUCCAGAGGGAACGGCCACCUUACUAGAGAGGUGACACAGCAUCCUGGUGCCAGGCUACAUGGGUUGAAAUCUCAGCUCUACUCCAUUCAGUCCCAUGAUCUAAGGCGAUCUAAGGUAAGUUACUUCUCUCUAAGUCAAUAUCCCCAUCUACAAAAUGGAGAUUAAUGAUGACAAUAGCAUCUAGUCAUAGGAUUGUCAUGGAGAUUGAGUUAGUUAGUAUGCGGAAAACUUAAAACACACCGUGGAGUGUUAUACUUACUGAGGAUUAGCUGUUGAUGCUUUCAUUUAGGUGGUACAGGAAUAUUGAACUCACAGAUAGUGAAGAUCAAAGAGUUAAAUAAUAGGGCAGAAAGAUGAUACAUUAUAGAAAUGAUUGUUUCAGAGGGAAAAGAAGGACCAGGGGCUAGAGUUUUAGUCCCACUGUAGCAGAUGUUAUUUUAUUUACACAAUAUCUAAGUGUAAAAUAUAAACAUUCAGUAAAUCUAGCAUUUGAUUACAUCUAACCCUUGCUAACAGUGACGGCCUUUCUCUUCCUACUACUCUCUUUAAUAUAUUGCUUAUUACAUGGUCUUAUUGCUUUAUCACUUUUUUUUUAAUGAUAAACUGGGCAUGAUUUCAUUUCCCACUAUCAUUUCUGAGAGAUUAUACCUCCUUCUUCACACAAUACCAUAGAAACUUUAAAAAAUUGUUUCUCGCUUUUUACUCAAUUCUCUCCUCUGUGCUUCUUUCCUCCACGUUGUUUUCUAUUAUAUAUAUCCAUCUCCUUAUUGUGAUUUGUUUAUAAGUAUCUAAGUUAAGAGAAUGCCAAUAUAGCUUUAUCCCAAACUAAAUGUACUUGGUGAUAAUAUUUGAAUUUGUUUCUGUCCUUGAGGCUAGGAACAGCAUGUCUGGAACUUUGAUGAAUCUUUAUUAUUUUAAGGGAUUAGGAACAAUAGCUGCAUUGAAUUUUGCGUUUUAUUUUUUGUCUUAGUGCAAAUUCUUGGUAGUGGUAAAUGCAUAUCUCGCCAAAUGAAAUGUCACACUCAUCUUAGGGAUGAUUGAGUUACCUUGUUUUACAUUUUAAGCAAUAUUCUAAAAGUUCACAAGUCAUUUUAGAGUUAUCUGUAAAAUAUUUCAAUUCUAAAUAUCUUGAUUCUUUGUAAUUGUUAAGGCAAGUCAGUGUAGGUAUGAUAUGCUGCUCCAGAAGAGUAAUGAUAGAGAUUCUAGCAUUUACAAAAUGACAUGAGCAGAUGCUUACCAGUGAUAGAGGAGAUAAUGAUGUAGAUCUAGAAUUUUAGCUAUGAAUUUUAUUCUAAUUUAAGCAUUUGCCCAGGUUUUAUAAGGAUUCUCUACAGUGAAUCAUAAUUAUAUAGCUCCUUAAAACAGAAGGAAUUGUCCAAAAUUGGGGUAAAUACAAGGAGGGACUGAUUCAUGUUACUGUCACUUUGUUACAGGCUGCAGAUGAUUAUUUUAAAACCUGGAAGAGAAAACAUGACUGACAGAGUACUUGCAUUUUCAAGCCCCUGGAAGGAGAAACAGAAAACAUGAAAACAGCCAUCUUCUUGUGCACAAACGACUAACUUGUGAUUUUACUUCUUAAUAGACACAACUUUCCUUUCAAUAUGUAAUAAACAAUAAAUAAAAGAUUGCUAUGAGUCUUGCAAUAAAGAUGGUAAUAAUACUGCA
Molecule: messenger RNA, 3813 nt
Organism: Miniopterus natalensis
Lineage: Eukaryota; Metazoa; Chordata; Mammalia; Chiroptera; Miniopteridae
Gene: DHRS7
Product: dehydrogenase/reductase 7
Molecular function (GO): oxidoreductase activity
Source: RefSeq, a predicted model, not a curated record